AUGUCGGACGACUCAGCCAACAGACAUUUUCGCGAACAGGUUCGCUCUUGGGGCAGCACCAACAAGCCCAAUGGCCGCGAUGGCGAGGUAGACGAGCAGUCGCCUCUUCUCAACGGCAACCAUUCCGGUCACCACGACCACAACGGCAACGGCAACGGCCUUGUCGACGACCAGCACCACGGCAAUAAGACCCUCAAGUUCCUUUUCGACACGAGGCAUACUCCGGGUAUCGACAGUGACAACGUCGCCGUGAGGUAUUCUUCUCAUACCUGGCACGUCGCUAAGGUUACCCUCCUCAGCAACUAUGUCAACUUUCUUCUUGUCAUGGUGCCUAUCGGCAUCAUCGCCGGCGAGGCCAACUGGAGCCCGACAGCUGUCUUCACAAUCAACUUCUUCGCCAUCAUUCCACUUGCCGCCGUCUUGUCCUUCGCGACCGAACAGAUCUCGAUGAAGUUGGGAGAAGCGCUGGGAGGACUGCUGAACGCCACUUUUGGUAACGCCGUCGAACUUAUCGUCAGCAUAGUUGCCUUGAGGGAUGGACAAAUUCAGGUUGUCCAAUCGUCCAUGCUGGGUUCGAUUCUGUCCAACUUGCUCUUGGUCAUGGGCAUGUGCUUCUUCUUCGGCGGCAUUGUCAACAUGCGCGACAGAGUUACGGGCCAGGGCAUGGAACAGAGCUUCGCCUCCGCUACGGCGCAGACCACUUGCUCGCUGAUGACCCUGUCGUCGGCAUCGCUCGUCAUCCCUGCUACGCUCUACUCAGCGCUCUCCAAGGCCGACUCGGAGGAUAAGGAACAUAGCAUUUUGGUGCUUUCCCGCGGCACUGCCAUCAUCCUUCUGCUGCUGUACGUUAUGUACCUUUGGUUCCAGCUCCGCACCCACCCCAACCUUUUCGACGCCGAGACUCAGCACCACAACGAGGAGGAGGCCGAGGAGCCUGUCAUGGGACCUAUUGCUGCCGGCAUUGUCCUCGUUGUCACCACUGUGUUGGUUGCCAUCUGCGCCGACUACCUCGUUGGAAGCAUCGACCCUCUCGUCGAGACCGCGCACAUCAGCAAGAACUUCAUCGGUUUGAUUCUCAUUCCCAUUGUCGGCAAUGCGGCAGAGCACGUCACCGCAGUGGUCGUUGCCAUCCGCAACAAGAUGGACCUCGCCAUGGGUGUUGCUAUCGGCUCUAGCAUCCAAAUCGCUCUUCUUGUCACCCCUUUCCUUGUCGUUCUCGGAUGGGCUGUCCUCGACCAGCCCAUGACUCUUCGCUUCGAGACUUUCGAAACCGUCGCCUUCGCAUUCUCCGUGUUGGUUGUUACGUACACCGUGCAGGACGGCAAGUCCAACUAUCUGGAAGGAGCCAUGUUGCUCGGCCUCUACAUCAUCAUCGCAUUGGCCUUCUACGUCAGCCCUAGCGACGCUCUGGACAAGGCUUUUAACACAGUCAUGGGUUGA
Molecule: messenger RNA, 1440 nt
Organism: Colletotrichum karsti
Lineage: Eukaryota; Fungi; Ascomycota; Sordariomycetes; Glomerellales; Glomerellaceae
Product: calcium proton exchanger
Exons: 3
Coding region: 1-1440 (479 amino acids)
Biological process (GO): calcium ion transmembrane transport; intracellular calcium ion homeostasis
Cellular component (GO): fungal-type vacuole membrane
Molecular function (GO): calcium:proton antiporter activity
Source: RefSeq, a predicted model, not a curated record